This is a messenger RNA of Nerophis lumbriciformis (worm pipefish), 1609 nucleotides long. RefSeq names its product tubulin, beta 5 (gene tubb5). Gene Ontology annotation, cellular component: microtubule. The record is from RefSeq and is a predicted model, not a curated record. Gene Ontology annotation, molecular function: structural constituent of cytoskeleton; GTPase activity; GTP binding. Lineage: Eukaryota; Metazoa; Chordata; Actinopteri; Syngnathiformes; Syngnathidae. Gene Ontology annotation, biological process: microtubule-based process.
CCCCUCCAGCAUUAUAAAGCUAUUGUCCAGGCAGCUCGCCUCGUCUCGUCUCGCCGCCGCUGUCACUCUCAGCUUGCUCCCCCCUUCUUGUCCAGCUUUCUUUUUUUUUUAAAACAUCCACCAUGAGGGAGAUCGUCCACAUCCAAGCCGGCCAAUGCGGUAACCAAAUUGGUGCUAAGUUCUGGGAAGUGAUCAGUGAUGAGCACGGCAUCGACCCAACAGGGACCUACCAUGGAGACAGUGACCUGCAGCUGGACAGGAUCAGUGUCUACUACAACGAGGCCACAGGUCUUUCUGCUAAAGGAGGUAAAUAUGUUCCCCGUGCCAUCCUGGUGGACUUGGAGCCAGGCACCAUGGACUCUGUGAGGUCCGGACCUUUUGGCCAGAUCUUCAGGCCUGACAAUUUUGUGUUUGGUCAGAGCGGUGCUGGAAACAACUGGGCCAAGGGUCACUACACAGAGGGCGCCGAGUUGGUGGACUCGGUCCUGGAUGUGGUGCGCAAAGAGUCCGAGAGCUGCGACUGCCUCCAGGGCUUCCAGCUCACACACUCUCUGGGCGGAGGAACCGGGUCGGGUAUGGGAACGCUGCUCAUUAGCAAGAUCAGAGAGGAGUACCCCGAUAGGAUCAUGAACACAUUUAGCGUGGUGCCUUCGCCCAAGGUGUCAGACACAGUGGUGGAGCCCUACAACGCCACUCUGUCGGUCCACCAGCUGGUUGAGAACACAGACGAAACCUACUGCAUAGACAACGAGGCACUGUACGACAUCUGCUUCCGCACGCUCAAACUGACCACGCCCACUUACGGAGACCUCAACCACCUGGUGUCGGCCACCAUGAGCGGCGUCACCACCUGCCUGCGCUUCCCAGGCCAGCUCAACGCCGACCUGCGCAAACUUGCCGUCAACAUGGUGCCUUUCCCCCGUCUGCACUUCUUCAUGCCCGGCUUCGCUCCCCUGACCAGCAGGGGGAGCCAACAGUACCGCGCUCUCACCGUCCCCGAGCUCACCCAGCAGGUGUUCGACGCCAAGAACAUGAUGGCGGCGUGCGACCCGCGCCACGGCCGCUACCUCACGGUGGCUGCCGUCUUCCGCGGACGCAUGUCCAUGAAAGAGGUGGACGAGCAGAUGCUGAACGUGCAGAACAAGAACAGCAGCUACUUUGUGGAAUGGAUCCCCAACAACGUCAAGACGGCCGUGUGUGACAUUCCCCCCCGCGGCCUCAAGAUGGCCGUCACCUUCAUCGGCAACAGCACGGCCAUCCAGGAGCUGUUCAAGCGCAUCUCCGAGCAGUUCACCGCCAUGUUCCGCCGCAAGGCUUUCUUGCAUUGGUACACGGGCGAAGGCAUGGAUGAGAUGGAGUUCACCGAGGCCGAGAGCAACAUGAACGACCUGGUGUCCGAGUACCAGCAGUACCAGGACGCCACCGCCGAGGAGGAGGGCGAGUUCGAGGAGGAUGCUGACGAUGAUGCUUGAGGAGACGAGGCGACGAGGUGCCACUACUCACGUAACGAAGGAGCCAGCGUAGUAUCAGCCUUGCUAGUGUCCACUUUUAGACAACAAGUUAGAUUUCUCAUGUCAUUCAUCGCCAAUAAAAGCUGUCAAACCACAAA